Molecule: messenger RNA, 195 nt
Organism: Fusarium odoratissimum NRRL 54006
Lineage: Eukaryota; Fungi; Ascomycota; Sordariomycetes; Hypocreales; Nectriaceae
Exons: 1
Coding region: 1-195 (64 amino acids)
Source: RefSeq, a predicted model, not a curated record
AUGGCCAGCUUCAGACACUUUCCCGACCUGCCCAAAGACCUACGGAAUAUCAUUUGGGACUAUGCUUCUCGCCGUAGCAAUUCAGGCGUCCAGAUCUUUGAGCUUCAGGGUCCAGAACCGAAACAAGAUGGUGAAACUUUCAAUGCGACGACCUCAGAUGCCCGCCCUCCUAAGCAACAACUCGCAUCGCCAUAG